Mesorhabditis spiculigera is the source of this 1002-nucleotide messenger RNA. Lineage: Eukaryota; Metazoa; Nematoda; Chromadorea; Rhabditida; Rhabditidae. The record is from the annotation of a GenBank genome assembly.
AUGCCGGACGCGCGUAACAACAACUAUUCGCUGAAGGAGUAUGCCGAAGCGCAGCGCGAGCUCGGCUUAUGCCCGAAUUCAAGUGAGGAUAGCGUGAAGCGGAUGACGAAGGCCGGCCUCUUCUUCGGCAUCCCGCACGGCGUCUAUUUGUUGACGGCGGUCUCGGACAUUCUGCACGACACUUUCCCUGGUGAGACAGGCUUCGUAUUACGAUUGGGCCACAUGGGCCUCGUGGACGCCAUCUUCCGCCAUCACGGACUCAGCACGGAGCUACGCGAUCGUGUCCUCGAUGUACUCCACGAACAAUCCGCCUCAGCGAUUUUUCAGGAGUUCUGCGAUCGCCGUGAAAUCCCGUUCCAUCUGAUCAUGUUCGACUCGAAUCUGGUGCUCACCCGAACGCCACGCCAAGAUUUUGGAAAACUGGAGACGAGGCGCGCCGUCGAGACCGUACUCCGGCAGUUGGCCACGCCCACCACCGAAGCCCCGCCCCACGAUACAGCACACUCGGAUCGCCGUGCCCCAUUGGCCAAAAGCGCCUCGUCCACGACAUUGACAUUGACAUUGACGCCCACCCACUCGACGGCGGCCCCAUUCUCUUCACAACAGCAACAACAACACGGCAGCUGUCAGUCCAUCUCAUUCCUAUGGGCACUCGUCGAAAGACCCGGAUAUACGGCCAAGAAACGCAUCGAGGGUCGAUGCGAUGCCCUCCUCAGCGAUCUGAUGCAAAAGUUGUCCGCUCGUGUCCAAUUGACGGUCGUUGUGACUGAUAUCAUCGCCGAAGUCCUCCAAUCGCUGUCCUCAAAAAUUUCGCUACCGCUCGACCCUGAACAGCUUCGCCUCGUCUUCGACCGCAUGGCCAAGCAGUUUGGACGGUGGAAAGAGGAAUUGGAGGCAAUCUACAGCACUCUGAAGACGUUGUCCGCGUCGUCACGCCACUCGACUCCAUCCCUCGUUCUCGCCAUCUAUUCCACCCCUUCUGAUGUACAUCGGGUUAUCAUU